AGUAUUAUGGGCUGUGUGGAAUUCUGAAGCUAGAGCAGGCGGACCGGACUCGCGCUCACGGCUAGCUACGCUGCAAGCUAACGGUAGACGAAGGUAAACAUGGAGCUGUCGGCUGUCGGAGAGAGGGUGUUCGCGGCCGAAUCGAUCAUCAAGAGACGAAUACGACGGGGUCGAAUGGAAUAUCUUGUGAAAUGGAAGGGCUGGUCACCCAAGUACAGUACUUGGGAACCGGAGGAAAAUAUCCUAGACUCACGCCUAUUCGUUGCAUUUGAAGAGAGGGAGCGCGAGAGAGAAAUAUUUGGACCCAAGAAAAGAGGACCUAAGCUCAAGACUUUUCUUCUAAAGGCCCAAGCUAAAGAAAAGGCAAAGUCUUACGAAUUCCGUAACGAAUCGUCCAGAGGCAUUGCGUAUCCCGGUUCAGAGCCUGUGGCAGCCCCUAGAGCGAGAGAAGGACUGCGUGCUGUGGUUCCCACAAUUUUCCCUCCUAGCACAGUAAACCGAGGGGAGAGUGUAAGAAUUUCACCUCCAGAACCAAGGGAGCAUCGUUCUCCUCACUCACCCAGACCGGGCGCUGAUGAUUUUACCCUCACUCCAAAAAAGAGAGGACGAAAGCCCAAAUUACGAUUCACAGAUGUCUAUACAAGCUCCUUGCAUCCAGAGCAUUCGAAAAGAGCGGCAGAUGAAACCAUGGCAAGCAUUCCUUCCAAAAUGGCCAAGUUAGGUUUGGGAGGAGAAGAAGAAGAGAGGUGCUCAGAAAUAAGCGGGAGAAUUAAGAUAUCUCAUAAGCACAUGGAUGCUACCUACACGCACAAGCAAAACAGGGCUGUCCCGAGCAGGAGCACCCAGCACAUUUCUCCAGAGUGGAGCUUGCAUUCCAGCAGAGUUAGUGCAGACUUACAGUGCCACAGGACUAAUCCACAGACGAGCCACUUUCACCACAAACACCUGAAACACCUUUCAAAGAGAAGGACAUUCGAACACGCCGACUCCACCGGCAGACAGCCUUCGCUUAUUGCCAAAAUUCCAGUGUCGCGCAUAUUUGGAGAGCCGGAGGAGGGAGACGCUUGGGCGCCCUCCUUCAGCAAUGUGGAGAAAGUCAUAGUUACUGACGUGACAUCGAACUUCCUGACUGUAACCAUCAAAGAGAGUAGCACAGAUAAAGGCUUCUUUAAAGACAAAAGAUGAUUAUUUCACUGCCGCCGGUAUGCUCCUUCAGAAGUCUUUUAUUGUCGAAAAUAUUCUGUGUAUUGUACAAAAAAAAUGGUCACACUGAAAUCUGUAUUUAUUGUGAAAUUGCUGCUUUAAGAAAGUUGCAUGCACUAGACACCAUAAACAAAGUCAGAACUUCGUUCAAAAUACAUGAACGAGUACUCCGAUCAUUUGUUGUAAGUAUUAUUACAAACUGUUUACCUAUAAAUAUAUAAAAGUAUAAUUUGUCACCCAGGCGAAUAUUAAAACAUUUAUGUACAGAUUAAGACAUUUUGCACACUUUUUUUGUUUUGCGCCAUAUCAUUACUUUUCAAUUGUAUUUUACGUUGAUUUUGUCAGUGGAUGUUGCCAGUUAACUUGUCCAGCCACAUUAACAAUAUACACAUAUAAAAGUGUUCAAUGAAAAUCUAAUUUUCAUCUCAAAGUAAAAAGUAAAGUGUAGAAUAAUGAACAUG
Molecule: messenger RNA, 1664 nt
Organism: Puntigrus tetrazona (Sumatra barb)
Lineage: Eukaryota; Metazoa; Chordata; Actinopteri; Cypriniformes; Cyprinidae
Gene: cbx8b
Product: chromobox homolog 8b
Exons: 5
Coding region: 100-1185 (361 amino acids)
Source: RefSeq, a predicted model, not a curated record